Messenger RNA from Physcomitrium patens, 11912 nucleotides. RefSeq names its product protein SPIRRIG. NCBI's taxonomy places the organism in Eukaryota, Viridiplantae, Streptophyta, Bryopsida, Funariales, Funariaceae. Gene Ontology annotation, molecular function: protein binding; metal ion binding. The record is from RefSeq and is a predicted model, not a curated record.
CUCCCUCCCUCCCUCCCUCGCAUCUCUCUCAUCUCAGCGCACGAGCUCUCACUCUCUCUCUCUCUCUCUCUCUCUCUCUCUCUUUGCAACUUGCCUGCACAUUCUUGCUACAGAUCCACAAUACCCAUCUCUUUUCCCUUUCCUCCCUCCUCUUGCCCCGCCUCUGCCCGAUCUGUGCACCAUCAGGAACCUGGUGUGGACUGCAGCUAAAAUCUGUCAGAAUUAAGGGAGGUGAACCGGUGCUAUGAGACCUACACGCGUGGCUGUAUUGUAGAAGUGGAAUCAAUAUGGUCCUUGAAGACCAGAAUUAUGGAAGGGUCAUGAUUGGAGAUAAAUAGUAAGGGUGAGAUUCUAGCAAGGAACAGAUGUCAAGUAGGUGGUCAUCAUGAAAUGGAUUGAGCGUUUCAAAGAAAAAGUGAGUCAGACCACGUUCUCUCCAACAAGCCCACGGGCAAGGUUAUCUCAUCAGUAUUCUGAAGAUGGAACUCCUAGAACCAGUCGCAAAGAUUUGUUGGAGCAAGAUUUUCGAUUUGCUUGGGAGGAUUUUCGAUCAUCAAUUACUGAUCAGGAAAAGGAGAAGGCUUUGGAAGUAGCUGUUAGCCUUUUUUGUAAAGUUGCUCGACAGGGUUCAGACCCAGCUCAACUUGCUCUUUCGUUGGUGGAUGUGCGUACAUUUGAAUUCGUUUUAGCUCGAGCACUGGUUACAGAAAUCAAGAAAUUGCGUGAAGAUAGUUUAAACGGGCUGCUUCAACCUGACGACAUAUGGAGUUUCUUUACUGGGUCACAUGUCGAGGGAAAAGUCGUAAAUGGUGCAAAUCUUCUUUUCGCCUUGGAAGGCCUCGUCUCUCCGGAGUUGGACGUCCAACCACUGAUCGAUGCUGGCCUAUUUCCUGCCCUUGUCACCGUUUUAUGUCGUUUGAUAAGCUCUUCUGUGUCACCCAGUGAUCAGACAACUUCUGGUGAUAGUGGUCCGCUUUCAACAAACAGUUCCACAGAACCAACCAACACUUUGAUAGCUGAGGAUGAAGGGGGUUUGCUUCCUAAUUCGAUUUCUGCUGUGAAAGCCAUGGUUGUUGACACAGAAAUAGAGGAUGUAUCUACUACACGAGCUAAAGAUGCUGCGGACACAGCUUCUCUACACUCUGUUGAUUCGAAGUGGCGGAGUAACGAUGAAGUCCUUUCAUCGAUAGAAACAGUUGUGGGAGAACCUGUUUUAAUUUCUGGUACAGAAGGGGUAGGGAAUGAAACUCCUAGUCUGAUCGACUUGACUUCCCUGAAUCAGCAGCCCACACACAAAGAAGAUGAAGUUGCAGCUAGUGUGCUGGAGGAGGUGCCAAUGAAGGAAAGACGAGCUUUGGUGGAAGCUAGUGUUAUCCAUAUUUUGAAAGCGAUGGCACAACAUGCUGGUGCAGCCCAAAGUCUUCUAGAAGAUGAUUCACUUAAGUUACUGUUUCACACUGUGGCCAUGGGGGCUUUUAUAAGAGAGGAAGGAAUUUCUGAGCCUGCGGACUUUCAGGGCAGCUUCCCUACACACUUGGCUCAUGCCACGACGAUUCUUGAGGCUGCAUUAAUGAGCGAUAAUGGAAGCACCGCUCAGUAUAUUCGAACCCAUGAACUGAUCGAAAUGCUACUGUCACCUGUCAACAAGUUUCUGCUUGAAUGCAACGGUGAUGCAAGCUACACUGUUGGUGUCGUCUCUUUAAUUCUCAAAUGCAUGCAGGUCUCGUCUCGUGCAGAGUCUCGUGGAAUACGCUUGAAAGACGAUUUUCGGAAAGGAAAAGGUUACUCUUGCUUGGUACAACUAGCAUUGCGAUUGUCUGCUUCGCCGGAAAAUAAAGAGUAUUCAGAAUCACCCAACAUGAAUCGCGAUUGUAUGCUCUCAAAUACCUCAUGUGGUCAAGUUUCCGAUGAUCACCAAACAGAGGUCAGUGGCGAAUGUAGUGGGACCUUGUCGCCUUUGUUGAUACGUCUUCUAGACAUCCUUGUUGAUUUUGCACAAACAGGUGCUAGAGCACCCCACCGCUCAUUAUCGGGCAUCGGUGGGCGUUCUGGACGCCUAGCUUCCGUCAAACCAGUGCGAACUCUAUUUGAAGGAAUUGGUUCAGCAGCCAUUUCGGAUCCCCGCGAACCUGAUUUAGAGGGUAGAAUAAGGGAUAUUGAAAUAGUUCAGACUUUCCAGGAUAUUUUCCUCAAGACAGGAAAUAUAAUUCUGCAGCUUGAAAUACUAGACCGCUUGCUCAGAUUAUUUGCCAGCCAUCCAGACAAUUACGUACUUGUACAGGAGUUGCGUACAAUGCCUCUCUUCUUACAAAACAUGGGCAAAUACUUAUUGAUUCUCCAAGAACGGCUUUUGAAGGUUUUGGAGUACGCAGUUACCGUUGUAAAUUGUGUUCCCGAGCAAGAGCUUCUUUCUCUUUGUUAUCUUCUCCAGCAACCUUAUGAAUCAUCUUUGCGCAAAAUAGUGUUAACAUUUUUCGAGAAACUGUUGUCAUUUGAUAGGAACUACAAGAAAGUGUUGAGGGAGGUAGGAUUAUUGGAUUUAUUACUUGAUGAUUUGAGGCGGUGUGGUCUUUCAGAAGUCUCUGCUUUUAAAAAUUCCUCUGAGCCUUUAGUUAAAUCUCCUUCUCGAGAGCUCUGUAUCUUUGAAGACAUGGUCACUGUCGGGUUAACCUGGGACUGCCUACUCUCCCUACUGAAGAAGAGUGAUGGUAAUCAAACUGUGUUUCGGAAGGCGAAUGGAGUUGGUUAUAUCCUCCCUCUUGUAGCUUCAGCUUCUCAACGCAGCGGUGCACUUCGUGUGCUCUCAUGCCUUAUAUGCGAAGAUGUCAAUCAGGCUCACGCAGAUGAACUCAAGUCUCUCUUAAAGAUUGCCCAUAGUGGAAUUGUUUACGGCCAGAAUGGAUUACCGAUUGGUCUAGACACGGAGGGAAAGGAAGACAUAUUGUGGGCAGUUUGGCGAAUCCUUGGAGCCAACUUUACAACUCGAGUUGUCUUCGGUGAUGGGAAUGGGUUUGGUCUUCUUCUUUCUGUUUUGGAAGGCAUUCAAUCACGCCACGAGAAUUCCAGUGCGGAGUCAGUUGCUGAUGAAGCUGCAUUUGUUCCAAAUCUUACUGAGCACAUGGAAGUUCUAGAUGCAUUACUGCAUGUAGUCACUGUAGGAGCAGCCGAGUAUCCUCCGAACCGGAACAAGCUGCAUGAGUGCAUUUCAUCACAAACUUUUAAACGCCUAUUGCAGACAUCCGGGCUUCUGUGUUCCGAUUUUGAGGAAAAGGUCGCAGAGCGUUUGUUUGAUGUAGCACUAGAACGAGUUCUAUCUCCUUCGCAAAGUGCUUUGGGCCUUCCAAUUUUGUUGCAAGGAGAUGGAACUAAGAGCUUUAGGAUUCCAGGAGCAGAGAAAGAUUUUCCUGUAAACCCUGGCCAAAUAGCGCAGAUAGAUGUAUAUAAUCCGGGGGCAAUCGCAGUUCUUCUGUUUUUUUUACCACAGUUUUCUGCGAAAUUGCAGCUUCGUAUACUGAUCCAGGUCGAGAGAAUUGUCAGUAAAAGUCCGUGGAACCAGAAUGCGUUAACUUCUGCUGGUUGUGUGGGAGAUCUGCUGGAGGCGGUUAAGUCGAUGAUGCAGACAAAGCCUUCCCCUCUCUUAUCAUACUCUCUGAAGAUUGUGGAAGUUCUUGGAUCCUUCAGAUUGUCCUACUCAGAGAUGCAAACAUUGGGGAGAAUCAUCUGGUUGAAUAGGGACGCGUCCGAUGGUAAAAUGGGUCAGCGCCUCCUACUUAUGGUGGAGAGGAUGAGCCAAUCUUCUCCCUUCUCAAGCACUAGCCUGUCAUUUUCCUCCUUUAUUGAGUUUCGUAUGUCUCGGAUUGGACAUGCUUGUAUAAGGACUCCUUUAGGGGACCGAGCAUGGCCUCCUACUGCUGGUUAUUCUUUUGUUUGCUGGGCUCGGUUUGAGAAACUAACACAAAGUGGUCCUAACACAAACGGAGCUGAAGCAACCAAGGAAUCGAACCGAAAUCGAUCCGGAUCUUUGGGUUCUGUUUUGCGUAUCUUUACGGUUGGAACAGCAGAGGAGAAGAGUACUGUUUGUGCAGAGCUCUUCCUGAGUGAUUCUGGAGUUUUAACACUCGCUACAAGCCCAACAUCUUAUGUGUGCUUUAAAGGUGUGCGAUUAGAGGAGGGUAUUUGGUACCAUCUCACCAUAGUGCACAAUAAACCCAACGCAUUGGCAGGGCUUUUUCAGUCUAGUGUUGCACAUCUCUAUCUGAAUGGGAGCCUUCGACAUACAGGAAAGCUUGGUUACUCUGCCUCACCUACUGAAAAGUCAUUACAGGUCACAAUAGGCACUCCACCUUCCUUUUCGGAAGUUUCGCCUCUUACUUGGCAGCUUGGUUCAUGCUACUUAUUCGAAGAAGUACUCCCUGCUCCGGCAAUUUUCUUCAUGUAUGUGCUUGGCCGUGGUUACCGUGGUCUUUUCCAAGACACUGACUUGUUGCAGUUUAUACCUUAUGAAGCCUGCGGUGGGGGUAACUUGAUGGUUCUAGAAAGCUUAGAUACAGAGCUUUUAGCUUCGCUAAGGGCUGAAGGAGUAAGUCAAAGCGCUGGAGUGGCUCUAUCUGAAGGAAGUGGAGUUAUUUGGGACCUUGAGAAGCUUGCCCGGUUUUGGGCUCAGCUUUGUGGUCGCCAUCUAAUCUUUGCCUAUGAUGGCUCAAAUGCGGAGAAUGUAGUACCAGCUGGUGCCAUUUCUAUUGUGAAUUUGGUUGAUCCCAUGUCGGCAGCGGCCUCUGUUCUUGGAGGAUUACCAAGACUAGCGCGAAUAUAUGGAGACGUCCACAUUUGUACGCCCUGUAACAUUGCAGAUUCUAUGCGCAAGGUGGGAGGUGUGGCAGUUGUCCUGGCUAUGAUAGAGGCUGCUGAUACCUGUGAAACGCUGCACCUUGCCCUCUCUGUUUUGGUGUCUAUGCUACAGUCAAAUCCUCGAAAUGCACGUGACAUGCAAGCUUGUCGGGGCUACCAUCUAUUGGCCUUGUUUCUUCAUCGAAGGAUGGAUUGUUUUGAGGCACGAGAUCUUGAUUUCUUGUUCCGAAUUGCAUCCUGUGAAGCAUCAUUUGUCCAGAAGCCACCCCAGACAACAGCCACUGCGCCUGAACCGGCUGGCCAUAGUAGGAGUUUAAGUGCAGGACUUGAUACAGCCAUGAACCUUUUGGGGUUCUCAUCUAGGGUUGCAGACGAUCAAGCAUCUAACUAUGGGUCUACCUUGGAGUAUCCAGAUAGCCUUGGGAUGAAUGAAUCGAUUGGUGGAUGUGUGUCUGACAUCGAUGGUGUCGAUCUCCCGCAUGAAGACAUUGAUUGCAUAGUCCUUGCUAAUCCAGAAAUGAUGGAACAUGUUUUAUUAGAUUGGACUUUAUGGGUAACUGCACCUAUCGGUGUUCAAUUAGGCCUUCUUGGUUUCAUUGAAAGGCUUGUUUCUAUGCAUCGGUAUCGUCUUCAUAACUUAACUGUGCUAAGAAAACUCAAUCUAGUUCAGCACUUGCUGGUUACCCUGCAGAGAGGGGAUGUUGACAUUUUGGUUCUAGAGAAGCUAGUGGUGCUGUUGGGCAUCAUCCUUGAGGAUGGAUUCUUGCCUUCAGAGCUCAAGUAUGUUGCAGAUUUUGUUGUGAUGACAUUUGACCCACCACAUGUUGUAAAGGGUGUGUCGGAUAUUACCCGUGAGUCUAUGGGUACACAGGUUAUUGUAAGAAAUUUGCUUCUCGAGAUGCUCGUUGAACUUCAAAUGACUAUUACAGCAGAUGACAUACUAGAUACAUGGCAUAAAAUCGUGUCUUCAAAACUGAUCACGUUCUGGUUGGACGAGGCUGUUCAUCCUACCAGUAUGCGUUGGGUUAUGACAUUACUUGGUGCAUGCCUGUUGCCUUCUCCUACAUUUGCUGCCCGCUUUAAAAGCUCAGGUGGCUUUCAAGCCUUGGCUCGUGUUUUGCCAAGCUUUUACGAUUGUCCUGAAGUUUACUACAUACUCUUCUGCCUCAUUUUCGGGAAGUCAGUGUAUCCUAGACAACCUGAGGUUUGUUUGCUUGAUUUUCAUGCUUUGUUGCCUGAGGACGGGAGUAAAUCAGAGCUUGUUUUUACCGAACUUUUAGACUCCGUCGUAUCAAUGGCGAAGGCAGCAUUUGAUCGUAUGUUGGUAAAGUCUGAAUCAGCUAAACAAAAUGGCGACUUCUCUGGCUUAAAUGUUUCUUUUGUCUCUGAUCAAGAUGAUGGAGAGACACUUCAGGGUGAGGCUCUUUUACAUAAGACGUAUGCGGCUAGGCUUCUGGGAGGCGAACAGGCAGCUCCUGGGAUGAUUUCAUCUCUACUGCGGUUUAUGGUUGAUUGUGCAAAGAUGUGUAAACCUUUCUCGAUGGCGUGCCGUCGCUGUGACUUUCUCGAGUCCUGUGUGGAUCUUUACUUUUCCUGUCUAAGGACUGCUGCCGCAGCACAAGGUGCACACGAUUCUAAACGAGACACAAGGCAUCAGCCAUCGGAGGAAGAUUUGAUGAGCUUGGAAAAAUCAUCUGCCGUUGAAAUUUCUAAUGUUGGAAGAGGAACUAUUGAUGUUUCUGAGCUUACUGCUGUUACAGAAUAUCCAAUAGAGAUGACAUCAAGAGUUUCACCAAAAAAUGUAUCUAACAGUGGGAAGUUUGGGGAUUCUGCUCAAGAAAGUCAUAUCUCCUCUAUUUCAGAGUCUGAAGCUCUAACAGUUGAGAUGGCUACAUCGCCGACAACUUCAGAACUGUCAUGUAUUUCGAUGCUCACUCCAAAGCCGGUAAAUUCUGUAGUAAAACCAUGGCUGACACAGCCCUUAACUUUGAACUUACCUGAAAAUAGGCAAACCACGACACACUCAGCUCCUCCAACGCCACUAAGGUCCACAAAGGACCGAACCAGGCACCUUUCUUUCUCAGCCUUUUCAACUAUUUCUGGCAAUCAGAGUGAUGCUGAAUUCAAUUUUAGUGAGUUCGGCCCUCCAUCUUCUACAAGUAUUACGCCCAGCGAAACUUUGAACGCAGGGAUCACCCCUCGUUUGCUUUUACAACUGGAAGCUAUGGGUGCCGGGGGUGGGCCUUGUGCGGCAGCUGCAUCUGCCAUAAUGGAUUUUAUUGCAGAGGUGCUCGCAGAAACUUUACUCGAACAGGCCAAAUCAACAAGCUUAGUAGAGAGUAUUCUUGAAGCUGUGCCCAUGUAUGUCAGCGCUGAUGCAGCUCUUAUUUUUCAAGGACUUGUUUUGAGGCGAAUAAUCAAUGAUCUUGAGAGAAGGCUUAUGCGAGACUCAGAGGAAAACCACAAGAAACUAGAUAAAAAUAGGUGGGCUCCCAAUCUUGAUACGCUGAGUUGGCUGUUGGUCGACCGCGUGUAUAUGGGUGCAUUUGCAGAGCCUGGGGGCCCUCUCAACGUCCUUGAGUAUCUUCUCUCAAUGCUCCAAUUAGCCAACACAGAUGGGCGUGUAGAAGAUGCAACUCCAAUCGCCAAGAGCAUGCUGUUCACAAGGAGUGGCGGACGUCAAGCAGAAGCAUAUGUUCAAUCACUUUUGAAGAAUACGAACAGGAUGCUUAUGUUUUGUUUCUUGCCACAAUUGAUUAACAAUCCUAUAGAAGAAGAUUCUUCCACAUGGAAUGGCAAAAGAAUUCCUCGAUCUGGCUCAGGCUCUGAGAUAUUUACGGAAGUUGUUCCAAGAAAUCUUGAAAUAGGUUCUGGGGAUGUUGGAGUUACUUACCAAGUUAUUCUUGACAAGGCCGCAGUAUUGCAAUUAUUGCUUGCGAAUCGAAAAAUAAUUUUUUGCACCGUCAAUGUAGACCUUGAGUUGGUAUGUGCUCUUUGUAUAAAUCUUUUUCCAAUGGCUUUGGAUAAUGAACAAAGCAACAAGACCUUGGUUUUUGAUGUCUGGAAAGCGUUAUUGGCAAAUCGCAGUUCUGCUUUGGAGGAUUUGCUAAUUACACGGAGCAGUCAGGGUAAUGUUUUGAUGGAUGUACUCCAUGGGGGCUUCGAUCGGUUGCUGACAACAGGAGUUCACGACUUCUACAGAUGGCUUGAAGAGAAUUGGGAAUCUGUACAGAGAGUGCUUGAGCAGCGAGCAUCCACUGUAUGGAGAGAUUAUGUGUCUGGAGCAUCACGUUUUCCUGCGGCUCGAAUUAAAUCUAUGGAGGUUCGUCGACGACGAGAGAUAUCUCGUCGCACCAGAGAACGUUCUAAGAUGGAUACUCGCCAUUGGGAACAAAUGUUGGAAAGGCGAGUAGCACUUGAGUUGGUCAGAGAGGCAAUGGCUGCUGAACUUAGGGUUCUUCGUCAAGACAAGUAUGGAUGGAUACUUCAUGCUGAAAACGGGUGGGCAAACCAUCUUCAGCAGCUAGUUCAUGAGCGUGGGAUUUGGCCAAUUGUCUCAGAGGUCCGUGAUGAAGAGCCUGAUUGGCAGCUGUGUCCAACCGAAGGUCCAUAUCGCAUGCGGAAGAAAUUGGAACGACGAAAGAAAAAAAUUUCCGUUUUUGAGAAGUCUCAACUCAUGGUGGAACGAGAGACAGAAGCGUUGGAUAGGUGUACUCCAAUUGAUGUGAUAAAUCCUUCAGACAAAGAGAAUGCACUUCAUAAUCAGUAUGUUGACAUAUUCAACUUCGAUACCCAGAAACGCCUAGGAUAUUCAAGCAAAGAGUUUCUGGUGUCGCUUGAAGAGGACAUAAGCGAGUUGAAGAAUGAGAUUGGUGAAGAGGAGGAAGAUGUGUUAUCUGCAAGAGUCGACUGGAAUGAGGAACCCUUUCCUUCUGGCUCAGAAUCUCAAGUACCAAAGGCUAUGAGUGUUGCCUCCCUCAAACUUGCUGGAGAAGAAGUUACCGACCAAACCUUAGGUUCUUCACAGGGACGCGGUUCUCCCGCUGAAAAGGAUGUGCCAGAAGAAGCAAAUUACUUGGAGCAAGAGAUGCACGAAGAUGGAGAAUAUUUGAUUAGGCCUCAUUUGGAGCCUGGAGAACGCAUAAGGUUUCGAUACAAUUGUGAGCGAGUGGUUGGCUUAGACAAGCGGGAUGGAAUUUUUCUUAUUGGAGAAAAAUGCUUGUAUGUAAUUGAAAAUUACAUUAUUGAUGAAAAUAAGUGUAUAAAAGAGAAAGGUGAAGAAAGAGAUCUUUCAGUCAUAGAUCGGGCUCUUGGAGUUCGUGCUAAUUCAGCUCGUGUAGUGGAUACGCAUAGCUCAAAGCAAGGUGAAGUUGUCGCGGAUUCCUGGCCAGGAGGCCGUGCUUGGGCUUACAGUGGGGGUGCGUGGGGGAAGGAGAAGGUGAAAGCAGGCCAAAAUAUGCCACAUCCAUGGAGGAUGUGGAAACUGGAAAGUGUGCAUGAGUUGUUGAAACGGCGAUAUCAGCUACGUCCUGUUGCUAUUGAACUGUUCAGCAUGGAUGGAUGUAAUGAUCUGCUCGUUUUCCAUAAAAAUGAACGAGAUGAAGUUUUUAAAAAUCUUCUCGCAAUGAAUCUUCCACGUAAUAGCAUGUUGGAUACAACAAUUUCGGCCGCAUCUAAGCAAGAGGCUGGUGAAGGUGGACGCCUCUUCAAAAUGAUGGCCAAGUCUUUUAGUAAAAGAUGGCAAAAUGGAGAAAUCAGCAAUUUUCAGUACCUUAUGCACUUGAAUACACUAGCAGGUCGUGGUUAUAACGACCUGACACAGUACCCAGUAUUUCCAUGGAUUUUGAAGGACUAUACAAGUGAAGAACUGGACCUGUCUAACCCAGACACUUUCCGCCGCCUUGAUAAGCCUAUGGGUGCUCUACAUCCUGAGCGUGAAAAGGAAUUCAGAAAAAGGUAUGAGACUUGGGAAGAUCCCGAAAUUCCUAGAUUUCACUAUGGUUCACACUAUUCUAGUGCUGGAAGCGUGUUAUUCUACCUUAUAAGGCUACCACCAUUUAGUCAAGAGAACAAGCAGCUUCAAGGGGGUAGUUUUGAUCACUCUGACCGACUCUUUAACAGCAUCAAAGAUACCUGGCUCAGCGCAAGUCAAGGAAAUACUGCCGAUGUUAAAGAGCUAAUUCCGGAGUUUUUCUACCUUCCCGAAUUUUUGGAAAAUCGCUUUGGUUUUGACUUCGGUACAAAGCAAUCAGGUGAAAAGGUUAAUGAUGUGCUGCUUCCGCCCUGGGCAAAGGGAAGUGCCCGUGAGUUUGUUCGAAAACACCGUGAAGCCUUGGAAUCUCAGUAUGUUUCUGAAAAUUUGCAUCACUGGAUUGAUCUUAUCUUUGGUUUCAAGCAGCGUGGAAAGCCGGCUGUUGAAGCUUUGAAUGUAUUUUACUACUUGACAUAUGAAGGAGCAGUGGACAUCGACCGUGUUCCCGAUCCUGGAAUGAAGGCUGCUAUUUUGGCUCAGAUUAAUCACUUUGGACAGACACCAAAGCUACUGUUUACUAAGCCUCAUUCUAAGCGGAAGUGGGUUCAGAAACAACCGCUUGCGCUUGCCCUCCGCAACUACCAUUUGCUUGCCCCUCAGGAAAUGCGGCCUUUGAGCUCAAGAGUGUCCCAAAUAGUUAUUUUUCAAGACAAAGUAUACGCAGCAGGGGCAAACAGGAUACUGAAGCCUCCCUCCUACAGCAAGUACCUUAGUUGGGGAUUCUCAGAUCGAAGCCUCCGGAUUGUAUCAUAUGACCAAGAGAGGCUACUUUCCACUCAUGAGAAUCUUCACGACGAUGGACCCGUGUUGUGUGCUGGCUUCAGUCGUGAUGGUCGAAUUCUUGUCACUGGCGGGUCUGAUGGGGUUGUAUCUGUAUGGAGGCAACGAAAAGAUGGCCUUCGAGGACAGCGCCGGCUACAUUUGCAGAAGUCAUUGUGUGCCCACACACAAUCAGUCAUCUGUCUUGCAGUUUCUCAACCGUACAGUCUGAUUGUUAGUGGUUCUAAAGACCGUACUGUGAUCUUCUGGGAUUUGUCUAGUCUCGAAUAUGUGCGGCAGUUGCCUGAACUACCAGACCCACCAACAGCCAUUCAUGCGAACGAUAUGACAGGCGAAGUGGUCACAGCCUCAGGGACAACUCUUUCUGUUUGGAGCAUUAAUGGAGAUUGCUUAGCAGCUGUAAAUACAUCUCACGUUGCUGCUGAUACCAUUCUUUCCAUCACUAGCCCUCAUUUGUCAGAUUGGAUGGAGGCAAGCUGGUAUGUAACGGGUCAUCAAAAUGGAGUGAUCCGUCUCUGGCAUAUGGAGCUCGACAACCAUUCAAAACUAGAUCGGAAAGCGAGCCACCGAAUUUCUGACUCCUGGGGUUUGAACAUGUCUAAGUCAUGUAUCACUGGCGGGCCCCCUGAAUAUCAACUGGUUUUGUAUAAAGUUUUAAGUUGGCACAAGAAACCAGUAACUGCCCUUUCAUUAGGGAACGACCUCAAGCAACUCUGCAGUGGGGAUGCAGGUGGACAUCUUGUUUCUUGGACACUGCCUGACGAUGGUUUUAAGCAAACACCCUCGCUUGAAAUCGAGCCUGAUCAAUGCACAACAUGCCAGAAGGAGUUGGACACACCAGAGAAGAAGCACCACUGCCGCAAUUGUGGGCAGAUUUCAUGUGCCGACUGCUGCAAUAACCACAUUGUUCUGGAGGAUCUUGGCUAUUUUAGUCCUGUCCGAGUAUGUGGAAGUUGCUGUGAGUCCCGCCAAUCCUCUACAGGUAGACAAUUGACUUUUUCAAGGACAUCCUCUGAAGUAUGUUCUUUGCCUCCCACAGAGAGUUCAAGGAACGGUAGGGAAGUAGCCUCUGAACUUUUGAAUGCCUUAAACUCUACUAGUGUGACUCUUACUGAAAGCAGCAUCACUUAGAAUGAAUUGUUUAAAGGGGGCAUUUAGUUAGAUUCUAGCCUCUCUUGACCAUUUCCAUGUAUAAUUUCCAAUUUUAUUUGCAAAGUUGCUCAUAACUGCCUUAAGUGCAUUUUCCAAGGUU